Molecule: messenger RNA, 1295 nt
Organism: Molossus molossus (Pallas's mastiff bat)
Lineage: Eukaryota; Metazoa; Chordata; Mammalia; Chiroptera; Molossidae
Gene: PLSCR3
Product: phospholipid scramblase 3
Exons: 7
Coding region: 408-1295 (295 amino acids)
Biological process (GO): plasma membrane phospholipid scrambling
Cellular component (GO): plasma membrane
Molecular function (GO): phospholipid scramblase activity
Source: RefSeq, a predicted model, not a curated record
CCGACUAUUCUAGGGGCUUCAGGUGAGCUGGGGGCGCAGAGGGGUCAGGAAACCUCCCUCGAGGUCCGGCCGUCGGUCUGAUCGCGGGUCCAUCUGUCCUGCCGUCUGCCAAGAGCCGCCUCCGCGGAGAAUGGGAGAACAAAGGGAGGGGGCGGUUCUGGAAACCCCAGAGGGAAUGCAGGGUCCCAGGUACUCUGUCCCGCGCGCUGACACUUUCGGUUUCUCCCCGAGUCAGAGGCGUCGCCCAAGAGACCCUGGGCCGGCGCCCGGCGCAGCCGCCUCUCCGCGUUUGCGUGUCCGUCUUUGUGUCUGUCUCUGUAUCUGUCUGGCUGUCCCCGAGCUUGCCUCCACUUGUAGAAGUAAGUUUCCGGCACACCGGAUAACCCGCGAACGCUCAUCCCUUUCUCAUGGCAGGAUACUUGCCCCCCAAAGGCUACAUCCCUUCUCCCCCUCCUCCCUACCCUGUGACCGCUGGGUACCCAGAGCCGUCGCAGCAUCCUGGGCCUGGGCAGGCGCCAGUGCCCGCCCACGCACCUGCCCCUGCGCCUGGCUUCGCUGUCUUCCCCUCGCCCGGCCCAGGUGCCCCGGGGCCUGCUGCCCCCUUAUUGCCACUGCCCGGGGUGCCUUCUGGGCUCGAAUUCUUGGUGCAGAUUGAUCAGAUCUUGAUUCACCAGAAGGCUGAGCGAUUGGAAACGCUCCUAGGCUGGGAGACAAGUAACCGGUAUGAACUGCGCUCAGGGGCCGGACAGCCCCUGGGUCAGGCGGCUGAAGAGAGCAGCUGCUGCGCCCGACUGUGCUGUGGUGCCCGCCGACCCCUUCGUGUCCGCCUAGUGGAUCCCAGUGACCGAGAGGUGCUACGCCUGCUCCGCCCCCUCCACUGUGGCUGCGGCUGCUGCCCGUGUAACCUCCAGGAGAUGGAAGUACAGUCUCCACCUGGCACCACCAUUGGCCAUGUGCUACAGACCUGGCAUCCCUUCCUCCCCAAGUUCUCCAUUCAGGAUGCCGAUCGCCAUACAGUCUUGCGAGUGGUGGGGCCCUGCUGGACCUGUGGCUGUGGCACAGACACCAACUUUGAGGUGAAGACCGUGGACGAGUCCCGUAGUGUGGGCCGCAUCAGCAAGCAGUGGGGGGGGCUGCUCCAAGAAGCCCUCACGGAUGCAGAUGACUUUGGCUUGCAGUUCCCGCUGGAUCUGGACGUGAGAGUGAAGGCUGUACUGCUGGGAGCUACAUUCCUCAUUGACUACAUGUUCUUCGAGAAGCGAGGAGGCACUGGGCCCUCUGCCAUCACCAGUUAG